Molecule: messenger RNA, 3136 nt
Organism: Camelina sativa (false flax)
Lineage: Eukaryota; Viridiplantae; Streptophyta; Magnoliopsida; Brassicales; Brassicaceae
Product: 14-3-3-like protein GF14 psi
Source: RefSeq, a predicted model, not a curated record
AUGCGUGACUUUCAAGAUACGGUUGCUCAUUGUUCGUUGCUUGACAUGAGUUAUCAUGGUCCUUUGUUCACAUGGUGCAAUCGACGUGAUGAGGAUCCUAUUUGUAAGAAGUUGGACAGGAUUUUAGUGAACGAGGUGUGGGCUCGUACAUUCCCGGAUGCAUACAGUGUAUUCGAAUCUGGGGGAUGCUCUGACCACUUGCGGUGUCGCUUCCAGUUAGGGGCUUCCAUACAACGGUCACGCGGUCCUUUGAAGUUUUCAAAUGUGGUUGCUACCAUGCCAGAUUUUUUGCCUACUAGAUCCAAACUUCACUGGCUGCAAGUCGGGGACAAGAACAAUAAGUACUUCCACCAUUCUAUUGAAGCUAGGCUUGCGGUGAAUGCUAUGAGAGAGAUCAAAUGUCAGGAUGGUUCUAUUGUCACCACUCAGGAGGAAAUCAAAGCUGAAGCUGUCAGUUUCUUUAGCAAUUUCUUAUCUCAUCAGCCAGCUAACUUUGUAGGUCCAACGGUAGAACAAGUUGAGCAAUUUGUUGACUACCGAUGCUCUGCUUCAGAGCAAGCUCUUUUGGUGCACUCUGUUUCAGCGGAUGAGAUACGUGAUGUGGUGUUUAAGAUGCCGAAUAACAAAGCGCCGGGACCAGACGGUUUCUCUGCAGAGUUCUUCAAACAAUCUUGGACUAUUACUGGAAAGGAUUUCACGGUGGCAGUUCAAUCCUUCUUCUUGAAGGGUUUUCUGCCUAAAGGCGUGAACACCACCAUCCUCGCUCUGAUUCCAAAGAAGACUGAUGCCUUGGAAAUGAAGAAUUACCGUCCCAUUUCUUGUUGCAAUGUCAUGUACAAGGUAAUCUCGAAAAUAUUGGCUAACAGACUCAAGAGGAUUCUACCCUCCUCUAUCGCCCCUAAUCAGUCAGCAUUCAUUAAAGACAGAUUAAUGCUGGAGAAUGUGUUGUUAGCCACAGAGCUAGUUAAGGAUUACCAUAAGGAAUCUAUUAGUAGUCGUUGUGCAGUGAAAAUUGAUAUCUCUAAAGCUUUUGACUCAGUUCAGUGGCCUUUUCUUCUUCACGUCCUCAAAGCUAUGGAUCUACCGGCUGAGUUUAUACACUGGAUUGAGCUCUGCAUCGGAACGGCUUCUUUUUCUGUCCAAGUGAAUGGAGAGUUAGGGGGUUUCUUUCGCAGCACAAGAGGUCUCCGGCAAGGUUGCUCGCUGUCGCCGUAUCUCUUUGUCAUUUGCAUGAACUUUCUCACUCGUAUGCUUGAUAAAGCGGCAGUGGCUCGUGAAUUUAGCUACCACCCUCAGUGUCGUAAGAUGCAACUCACUCACUUGUGUUUUGCCGAUGAUAUAUUGGUCUUCUCCGAUGGGACAGCACAGUCUAUAGAGCGCAUUCUAAAGAUUUUUGCUGACUUUGCAGUUUGUUCAGGGUUAACUAUCAGUUUGGAAAAGUCAACCAUCUUCAUGGCAGGCAUAUCCCCACAGAAACGCAGUGCCAUUCUCAGUCAGUUUCCUUUUACAUCAGGUGACCUCCCUGUCAGAUAUCUUGGUCUCCCUCUGCUCACCAAGCGUAUGUCACGAAACGACUAUCUCCCUUUGAUAGAGAGAAUACGCUCUCGGAUCUCCUCCUGGACGAGUAGAUUCUUAUCCUUUGCGGGAAGGCUCCAGCUCAUAAAAUCAGUCCUUACAAGUCUCACAAGUCUCUGGCUCUCUGCUUUCCGGUUACCAAAACAGUGCAUCACGGAGAUCGAAAGUCUUUUCUCAGCUUUCCUUUGGUCUGGUCCAUCUCUCAACCCACGAAAAGCGAAGGUAGCUUGGCCUGAAGUUUGUAAACCACAUAACGAAGGAGGUUUAGGUGUUCGGUUGCUCUCUGAAACAAACACGGUCAGUCUUUUAAAGCUUAUUUGGAGGUUGCUAUCGGCAAAGGACUCUCUAUGGGUCAGUUGGUCUCGUAUUACUCUUAUUCGGGGUCAAACUUUGUGGUCAGUUAAGGGUACGACUUGCUCAGGGUCAUGGAUAUGGCGCAAACUCUUGAAAUAUAGAGAUAAAGCCAUGUUUUUUCACAAAAAGGAAGUGCGAUCAGGUUCAACAACUUCCUUCUGGUACGAUGCUUGGUCCCCUCUCGGGAGGCUCAUUGAUUUACUAGGUACCCGUGGUACAAUCGAUAUGGGGAUAUCUCUGAAUGCCACUGUCGCUACAGCCCUGGCCAAUCAUCAUCGACGACGACAUCGGACUCCUAUACUCAUUCAGGUGGAGGAUACGCUGGCCUCUCUUCGCUUAACAACGGGAGAUGAUGUUUCCCUUUGGCAAACAAAGUCGGGUGCAUUUAAGCCACACUUUUCAUCACGUGAUACUUGGCAUUUGGUCAGGCAAACACUCCCGGUCUGUAUGUGGUACAAAGCGGUCUGGUUCCAACACUCUACACCUAAAUACUCUUUCAUCACCUGGCUUGCGAUUCGUAACCGUUUAGCAACAGGGGAUCAAAUGCUGAAAUGGAACGGGUCUACAAAUGGAACAUAUGUGUUUUGUGCGGCGACUAUUGAAACACGAGACCACCUGUUCUUCUCCUGCCCGUACUCCUCCCAGAUUUGGUCAGCUCUUACAGAAAGGAUUCUAGGAAGUCGUUACACAAUUGAAACCGAGCUAAGCAAAAUCUGUGAUGGGAUUUUGAAUGUUCGUGAAGCUCAUCUUAUCCCAUCUGCUUCACCAGCUGAAUCCAAAGUGUUUUACCUGAAAAUGAAGCGAGAUUAUCACAGGUGUAUUGCUGAGUUUAAGGCUGGUGCUGAGAGGAAAGAAGCUGCUGAAAGCACUUUGGUUGCUUACAAGUCUGCUUCCGACAUUGCCACUGCUGAGUUAGCUCCCACUCACCCAAUAAGGCUUGGUCUUGCCCUCAACUUCUCAGUGUUUUACUAUCAAAUCCUGAACUCGCCUGAUCGUGCUUGCAGCCUCGCAAAGCAGGCAUUUGAUGAUGCAAUUGCUGAGUUGGAUACAUUGGGUGAGGAAUCAUACAAGGACAGUACACUGAUCAUGCAGCUUCUUAGAGACAAUCUCACUCUCUGGACUUCAGAUAUGAGAGACGAAGCAGGAGAUGAGAUCAAGGAGGCAGCAUCGAAGCCUGAUGGCGCAGAGUAAACCCGAAGAAGAGGAA